AUCCCUCUAUCUCCGAUUUUUUUUUUUUUUUAUGUAUAUUAGAUUUUGGAAUUAGUUUGUUUCGUGGUACUGUUGUUUUUAAUUUCCUUCGAUUAUUGCAUAGGAAACAACCUAGAAAUUAGUACAAACAUCAUGAGCAAUCUACAGGAUUGGCCUGAACCAAUAGUUCGAGUCCAGUCCUUGUCUGAAAGCAGCCUCCACACAAUUCCCAAUAGGUACAUCAAGCCACCACAUGACAGGCCAUCGUUAACCAUCUUCGACAGCACUGUUGCGGAAGCUAACAUCCCCAUCAUCGAUCUUGCUGGUUUAUUCAGUGACGAUAAGGUUCUUCAUGCCAAAAUUCAGGAUGAAAUUUUCAACGCGGCUCGUCAUUGGGGUUUUUUUCAAGUCUUGAACCAUGGAGUUAGGCCUGAACUCAUGGAUCGAGCCCGGGAAGCCUGGCGGGACUUCUUCCAUUUGCCUAUGGAGAUGAAGCAAGCUUAUGCAAACUCACCGAAAACUUAUGAGGGGUACGGUAGCCGAUUGGGAGUUCAAAAGGGUGCCAUUCUUGAUUGGAGCGAUUACUAUUUCCUUCACUAUCUUCCAUUGUCCCUCAAGGACUACAAUAAAUGGCCUGCCUCCCCAACUGAUCUCAGGGAGGUAAUUGAUGAAUAUGGGAGGGAGGUAGUGAAGCUAUGUGGGAGGGUAAUGAAGGUUUUGUCGACGAAACUAGGAAUGAGAGAGGACCAUCUGCAAAAUACAUUUGGUGGAGAUGACUUUGGCGCCUGCCUAAGGGUGAAUUUUUAUCCGAAGUGUCCGCAGCCUGACUUGACCCUGGGUCUAUCAUCGCACUCGGACCCAGGUGGCUUGACCAUGCUCUUGCCGGACCACCAGGUGUCCGGUCUUCAGGUUCGUAAAGACGGCAAGUGGAUCACCGUAAAGCCAGCCCGCCACGCCUUUAUCGUCAACAUCGGUGAUCAAAUUCAGGUACUGAGCAAUGCAAACUACAAGAGCGUGGAGCACAGAGUGAUUGUGAAUUCAGCACAUGAAAGGGUGUCUCUUGCCUUCUUCUAUAAUCCAAAGAGUGAUAUUCCAAUUGAACCAAUUAAAGAGCUAGUUACGCCAGAUAAGCCGGCAUUAUAUCCUCCAAUGACGUUUGACGAAUACCGGCUUUUCAUCAGAGCAAGGGGUCCCCAAGGCAAAUCUCAAGUGGAAUCUCUCAAAUCUCCUAGAUGUUGCAGUUCAUGAGAAGCAUAUAUGUAUGUAUAGCCUGUAAUUAAAUCCAUUGUAAACACAAUCCCUGUUUUUUCCCUUUUUAAAUAUGGGGUUGUUAAUUUAAUUGUAAUUAUCAACCGAGAUAAUAAAAGAGAGGCAUAGUA
Rubroshorea leprosula is the source of this 1358-nucleotide messenger RNA. The record is from the annotation of a GenBank genome assembly. NCBI's taxonomy places the organism in Eukaryota, Viridiplantae, Streptophyta, Magnoliopsida, Malvales, Dipterocarpaceae.